Molecule: messenger RNA, 564 nt
Organism: Bombina bombina (fire-bellied toad)
Lineage: Eukaryota; Metazoa; Chordata; Amphibia; Anura; Bombinatoridae
Product: chymotrypsin A-like
Exons: 5
Coding region: 1-564 (187 amino acids)
Biological process (GO): proteolysis
Molecular function (GO): serine-type endopeptidase activity
Source: RefSeq, a predicted model, not a curated record
AUGGGAACCCCACACCGUGUCGUGCUGGGGGAAUAUGAUCUUUCUUCCUCUGCUGAGCCCAUACAAAUCAAGACCAUAUCCCGGGUUUUCAUACACCCUGACUACAGUCCAUUUACCCUCACCAAUGACAUCACUCUGAUAAAACUCACCCUUGCUGCCACUCUCAACAACCGCGUGUUUCCUGUCCGUAUCACUAGAGCCUAUGACGUGUUUCAUGCAGGAGAGAGAUGUGUGACCACUGGAUGGGGCUACACUGAUGCCUUCUCAGGAACUACUUCAAGCAAACUGCAGCAGGCGUCUCUGCCUCUUCUUACCAAUGCUGAAUGCAAGAGAUACUGGGGAAGCCAGAUCCUUAGAACCAUGAUUUGCGCCGGAGCCUCGGGUGCCUCCCCCUGCAUUGGUGACACUGGUGGACCUCUUGUGUGCCAGAGGAAUGGAGCUUGGAUCUUGGUUGGUAUUGUGUCCUGGGGAAAUUCUACCUGCUCUCCCUCAUCUCCAGCAGUCUACACUCGUGUCUCAGUUCUAAGAUCCUUGUUGGAUCAAAUUAUGAAUAAUUAUUAUUAA